UUCGUAAUUCAUAUUUAAUAAAUUUUAAUUGUUUAUUUCAAUAUCGGUUUGAGAUCAGAUGCGCCCUCGAAUUCUGUUUGUCCCCCACUUUUCUCUCUUCUACUUCCAAUUCUCACGUAACUACGUAGACGUCGGUCGAACUCUACAGACGCCCUGUUCUUUAUACAGCUGAUUUUGUUAUUCUUUGAAUUGCGUAUUAUUAAGAGCUAGGUUUUUAACUUGCACAAGGGAAAUUUGUUUUGUUUCUGUUGUUUUAAGGGUCGUUUUCAUAAAGAGCAAUGAAAUUCCAAUACAAGGAAGGACAUUCGUUCGAGAAGAGGAAAGCUGAAGGUGAAAAAAUAAGAAAGAAAUACGCUGACAGAGUUCCUGUGAUCGUCGAAAAAGCGCCUAAGGCCAGAAUCGGUGAUUUGGACAAAAAGAAAUACCUCGUACCCUCCGAUUUGACCGUGGGCCAAUUUUAUUUUCUGAUCAGAAAAAGGGUACAACUCCGACCAGACGAUGCACUUUUCUUUUUUGUGAACAACGUCAUUCCACCAACAAGCGCGACAAUGGGAUCGCUUUACCAAGAACACCAUGAGGAAGAUUUCUUUCUCUAUAUUGCAUACAGUGAUGAAAAUGUCUACGGGUCUUAUUAACCACUUUCAAAAUGAAAAAUAUAUGAAAUAUAAAAGGAACAAGUAUUCAAUUCAA
Molecule: messenger RNA, 690 nt
Organism: Cimex lectularius (bed bug)
Lineage: Eukaryota; Metazoa; Arthropoda; Insecta; Hemiptera; Cimicidae
Gene: Atg8a
Product: gamma-aminobutyric acid receptor-associated protein
Exons: 3
Coding region: 279-635 (118 amino acids)
Biological process (GO): autophagy of mitochondrion; autophagosome assembly; macroautophagy
Cellular component (GO): cytosol; autophagosome; autophagosome membrane
Molecular function (GO): GABA receptor binding; ubiquitin protein ligase binding
Source: RefSeq, a predicted model, not a curated record